AUGUCGGAAUCUGAAGGCCAGAAAGACACCACUCCAGAGCCCUGUCCAGUGGAUGGGACAGGGCCUGGUCAUGAAUGGGGGCUGUGCCCUGGCCCCCCAAUCAAAGAUGAUGAAACCUGUGGAGCAUCGGGUCUGGGAAGUCCUAGGCGUAGGACCCAGCACAACAAGCAUAAGACAGUGCCAGUGGCCAGUGCACAGAGGUCACCUCGGGCGCUCUUUUGCCUCACCCUGGCCAACCCUCUUCGGCAAUCCUGCAUCAGCAUCGUGGAAUGGAAGCCCUUCGACAUCCUCAUCCUGCUGACCAUCUUUGCCAACUGCGUGGCUCUGGGGGUUUACAUCCCCUUCCCUGAGGAUGACUCCAACACUGCCAACCACAACCUGGAGCAGGUAGAAUAUCUUUUCCUAGUAAUUUUCACUGUGGAGACCAUGCUCAAGAUCGUGGCUUAUGGCCUGGUGCUCCACCCCAGUGCCUACAUCCGCAAUGGCUGGAACCUACUGGACUUCAUUAUCGUCGUUGUUGGGUUGUUCAGCGUGCUGCUGGAGCAGGGACCUGGGCGGCCAGGGGACACCCCACAUGCUGGAGGGAAGCCUGGGGGCUUUGAUGUGAAGGCAUUGCGGGCAUUUCGGGUGCUGCGGCCACUGAGGCUGGUGUCUGGGGUCCCAAGCCUGCACAUCGUGCUGAAUUCCAUCAUGAAGGCAUUGGUGCCUCUGCUGCACAUCGCACUGCUUGUGCUCUUCGUCAUCAUCAUUUAUGCCAUCAUCGGACUGGAGCUCUUUCUCGGACGCAUGCACAAGACUUGCUACUUCCUGGGAUCUGCCGUGGAGGCAGAGGAGGACCCGUCGCCCUGCGCGUCCUCAGGCUCCGGGCGUGUAUGCGUGCUAAACCACACGGAGUGCCGCGGGCGCUGGGCAGGACCCAACGGGGGCAUCACCAACUUCGACAAUUUCUUCUUCGCCAUGCUGACAGUCUUCCAGUGUGUCACCAUGGAAGGCUGGACUGACGUGCUCUACUGGAUGCAGGAUGCCAUGGGGUAUGAGCUGCCCUGGGUAUACUUCGUGAGCCUAGUCAUCUUUGGAUCCUUCUUCGUUCUCAACCUUGUCUUAGGUGUCUUGAGUGGGGAGUUCUCCAAAGAGAGGGAAAAAGCAAAAGCACGAGGGGACUUCCAGAAGCUUCGGGAGAAGCAGCAGUUGGAGGAGGACCUGCGGGGCUACCUAGAUUGGAUCGCCAAGGCUGAGGAGCUAGACACCGAGGAUCCCUCUAUAGGCGGCAGCUCCAGUUCUGUGGCUAAAGAGGGCUGGCCUGGCCACCGGCCUCAGCUGGCUGAGCUGACCAAUAAGAGACUUGGACAUCUGCACUGGUUCAGUCACUCCACCCGCUCCACACACUCCACCAGCAGCCAUGCCAGCCUUCCCGCCAGUGACACAGGUUCAAUGGUGGAAACCCCAGGAGAUGAAGACGAGGAGGAGGGGAUUCUGUCCAGCUGUACACCAUGCCUAAACAAGGUCAUGAAAACCAAGGUCUGCUACCGCCUCUGCCGAGCCAGCCGAGGCCUACGAGCACGAUGCCGGAGGGCCAUGAAAUCCAAUGCCUGCUACUGGGCCGUGCUGCUACUGGUCUUCCUCAACACACUGACCAUCGCCUCAGAGCACCACGGGCAGCCUGUGUGGCUCACCCAGACCCAGGAAUAUGCGAACAAAGUGCUGCUCUGCUUAUUCACGGUGGAGAUGCUUCUCAAGCUGUAUGGUUUGGGUCCCUCUGCCUACGUCUCCUCCUUCUUCAACCGCUUUGACUGCUUCGUGGUCUGUGGGGGCAUCCUGGAGACCACUCUAGUGGAGGUGGGUGCCAUGCAACCCCUGGGCAUCUCAGUGCUUCGCUGUGUGCGCCUCCUCAGGAUCUUUAAGGUCACCAGACACUGGGCCUCUCUGAGCAACCUGGUGGCAUCGCUACUCAACUCAAUGAAAUCCAUCGCUUCCCUGCUGCUUCUCCUCUUCCUCUUUAUCAUCAUCUUCUCUCUGCUUGGCAUGCAGCUGUUUGGGGGCAAGUUCAACUUUGACCAGACCCACACCAAACGAAGUACAUUUGACACCUUCCCCCAGGCCCUCCUCACUGUCUUUCAGAUUCUGACAGGUGAAGACUGGAACGUGGUCAUGUAUGAUGGCAUCAUGGCCUACGGUGGUCCCUUCUUCCCAGGGAUGCUAGUCUGCAUCUAUUUCAUCAUCCUCUUCAUCUGUGGCAACUGUAUCCUGGAUAUCCGGGAGAAGAGCACUGGAGGGAACUUCCCACAGGAGAAUGGGGUGUUGGUACCUGAUGGGGAGAACGAGGAAGAGGAAGGCGCCAAUUGUGAAGAAACAGGCAUGGAGGAGGAGGAGGAGGAAGAAGAAGAAGAAGGAGAUGCAGGACAUGUAGAAAUCCUGCAGGAAGUUGUACCCAAAGAGAAGGUGGUACCCAUCCCUGAGGGCAGCGCCUUCUUCUGCCUUAGCCAAACCAACCCGCUGAGGAAAGCCUGCCACACCCUCAUCCACCAUCAUAUCUUCACCAAUCUUAUCCUGGUCUUCAUCAUCCUCAGCAGUGUGUCCUUGGCUGCAGAGGACCCCAUCAGAGCCCAUUCCUUCCGUAACCACAUUCUGGGCUACUUCGACUACGCCUUCACUUCGAUCUUCACUGUGGAAAUUCUACUAAAGAUGACCGUGUUUGGGGCCUUUCUGCACCAUGGUUCCUUCUGUCGCAGCUGGUUCAAUCUGUUGGAUCUGCUGGUGGUCAGUGUAUCACUCAUCUCCUUUGGCAUCCACUCCAGUGCCAUCUCAGUGGUGAAGAUUCUGCGAGUACUCCGAGUACUGCGGCCCCUUCGAGCCAUCAACAGGGCCAAGGGACUCAAGCAUGUGGUCCAGUGUGUGUUCGUGGCCAUCCGGACCAUAGGGAACAUCAUGAUUGUCACCACACUCCUGCAAUUCAUGUUCGCCUGCAUUGGCGUGCAGCUCUUCAAGGGGAAAUUCUACAGUUGCACUGAUGAGGCUAAACACACGCCCCAAGAAUGCAAGGGCUCCUUCCUGAUCUACCCUGAUGGAGAUGUGUCACGGCCCCUGGUCCGAGAGCGGCUCUGGGUCAACAGUGAUUUCAACUUUGACAAUGUUCUUUCAGCCAUGAUGGCCCUGUUCACUGUCUCCACCUUCGAAGGCUGGCCUGCACUGCUAUAUAAGGCCAUUGAUGCGCAUGCAGAAGACAAGGGCCCCAUCUACAAUUACCGUGUGGGAAUCUCCAUGUUCUUCAUUGUCUACAUCAUCGUCAUUGCAUUCUUCAUGAUGAACAUUUUUGUGGGCUUUGUCAUCAUCACCUUCCGUGCCCAGGGUGAACAAGAGUACCAAAACUGUGAGCUAGACAAGAACCAGCGCCAGUGCGUGGAGUAUGCUCUCAAGGCCCAGCCACUCCGCCGCUACAUCCCCCAAAACCCGCAUCAGCACCGCGUGUGGGCCGCUGUGAACUCUGCUGCCUUUGAGUACCUCAUGUUCCUGCUCAUCCUGCUCAACACGGUUGCCCUUGCCAUGCAGCACUAUGAGCAGACUGCUCCUUUCAACUACGCCAUGGACAUCCUCAACAUGGCCUUCACUGGCCUCUUCACUGUCGAGAUGGUGCUCAAAAUCAUCGCCUUCAAACCCAAGCAUUACUUUACUGAUGCCUGGAACACAUUUGAUGCUCUCAUUGUGGUGGGAAGCGUGGUGGACAUCGCUGUCACCGAAGUCAAUAAUGGUGGACACCUUGGCGAGAGCUCUGAGGACAGCUCCCGCAUUUCCAUCACUUUCUUUCGCCUGUUCCGAGUCAUGCGACUGGUCAAGCUUCUCAGUAAGGGUGAAGGGAUCCGCACAUUGCUCUGGACGUUCAUCAAGUCCUUCCAGGCCUUGCCCUACGUGGCUCUCCUCAUUGCAAUGAUAUUCUUCAUAUAUGCAGUCAUUGGCAUGCAAAUGUUUGGCAAGGUGGCUCUUCAGGACAGCACGCAGAUCAACCGAAACAAUAACUUUCAGACCUUCCCACAGGCUGUGCUGCUUCUGUUCAGGUGUGCCACUGGAGAGGCAUGGCAGGAGAUCAUGCUCGCCAGCCUUCCCGGGAAUCGUUGUGACCCUGAGUCUGACAUCAACCCUGGCGAGGAGUUUAACUGUGGUAGCAAUUUUGCCUUCGCCUAUUUUAUCAGCUUCUUCAUGCUCUGUGCCUUCCUGAUCAUAAAUCUCUUUGUUGCCGUGAUCAUGGACAACUUUGAUUAUCUAACCAGAGACUGGUCCAUCCUGGGCCCCCAUCACCUGGAUGAAUUCAAGAGGAUCUGGUCUGAAUAUGACCCUGGGGCCAAGGGCCGAAUCAAGCAUCUGGAUGUAGUUGCCCUCCUGAGACGCAUCCAGCCCCCACUGGGAUUUGGAAAGCUGUGUCCACACCGAGUAGCCUGUAAGAGACUUGUGGCAAUGAACAUGCCCCUCAACUCAGACGGAACAGUGACGUUCAACGCCACACUCUUUGCCCUGGUUCGGACAUCUUUGAAGAUCAAAACAGAAGGGAAUCUGGAGCAAGCCAACCAGGAGCUGCGAAUCGUCAUCAAAAAGAUCUGGAAGCGGAUGAAGCAGAAACUUCUGGAUGAGGUCAUCCCCCCACCGGACGAGGAGGAGGUCACCGUGGGAAAAUUCUACGCAACAUUUCUGAUCCAGGACUACUUCCGAAAAUUCCGGAGGAGAAAAGAGAAAGGGCUACUAGGGACUGAGGCCCCUCCCAACACCUCCUCUGUCCUUCAGGCUGGUCUGAGGAGCCUACAGGACUUGGGGCCUGAGAUCCGACAAGCCCUCACCUGUGACACAGAUGAGGAUGAAGAGAGGCAGGAGGGAGAGGAGGGGAAAGAUAAGAAGGACUCAGAAACCUAUGACGCCCCAGAGGGCUCUCAGCCCCCAUCUCGCAGGAGUUCUAUGAUUUCUGCGUCUCUGCCCGUUGGAGACAAACUCCCAGACUCACUGUCCCUUGGGCCCAGUGAUGAUGAUGGGGUUGCUCCCAACUCCAGACCCUCCAGUGUGCUGCAGGCUGGAUCCCACACUUGGAGGAAAAGCUCCGGAAGUCUCAUGUUCACUAUCCCGGAAGAAGAAGGGACUAAGCCCAAGGGAACCAAAGGGCAGGACAAGCAGGAUGCAAAAGAGGGAGUCUCGAACCUGCUCUCCUUCCUAGAUGAGCAGGCAGGGAACCCCCCACAUCUGGUCUUUUUACCACCUCGCAGACCCCAGAGAUAUGUGCAAGGACACCAAGUCCCCCGUCGCCGUCUGCUGCCUCCCACCCCUGCAGGUCGGAAGCCUUCCUUCACCAUCCAGUGUCUGAGGCGCCAGGGCAGCUGUGAGGAUUUACCCAUCCCUGGCACCUAUCACCGUGGGCGAAACUCAGGGCCCAACAGGAUGCAGGGUUCCUGGGCAAGCCCUCCUCAGCAGGGUCGGCUCCUCUAUGCCCCACUCUUCCUGGUGGAGGAGGGCGCAGCGGGGGAAAGGUACAUCGGCAAAUCCAGAGGUCCACUUCAGACCUUCACCUGUCUUCACCUGCCUAGCACCCAUUCGGAGCCCACCCACGGCAAGAGGGGCAGUGCCGACAGCUUGGUGGAGGCUGUGCUCAUCUCCGAGGGACUAGGCCUCUUUGCCCGAGACCCACGCUUCGUGGCCCUGGCCAAGCAGGAAAUUGCAGAUGCUUGCCACCUGACCCUGGACGAAAUGGACAGUACUGCCAGUGACUUGCUGGCCCAGAGGGCCAGCCCACGUUAUAGCGACGAGGAGUCUGCCCUCUCCCGCUCAGACGAAGAGGACCUGAGAGAUGAGAUGGACUGUGUACAUGCCCUCUGA
This is a messenger RNA of Echinops telfairi (small Madagascar hedgehog), 5847 nucleotides long. It is a transcript of the gene CACNA1F, whose product is annotated as calcium voltage-gated channel subunit alpha1 F. The record is from RefSeq and is a predicted model, not a curated record. Gene Ontology annotation, biological process: calcium ion import across plasma membrane. Gene Ontology annotation, cellular component: membrane; voltage-gated calcium channel complex. Gene Ontology annotation, molecular function: high voltage-gated calcium channel activity. NCBI's taxonomy places the organism in Eukaryota, Metazoa, Chordata, Mammalia, Afrosoricida, Tenrecidae. The transcript is spliced from 47 exons. The coding region runs from base 1 to 5847 and encodes 1948 amino acids.